Molecule: messenger RNA, 450 nt
Organism: Triticum turgidum subsp. durum (durum wheat)
Lineage: Eukaryota; Viridiplantae; Streptophyta; Magnoliopsida; Poales; Poaceae
Source: the annotation of a GenBank genome assembly
AUGGGUGAAGCUGGAGCACCGAUGAUGCAGUAUUUGCUGGAACUGUGGAAUGAGUGGGAGAUCCAAGUUGUUGUUGUUCUCAGCUUCAGUCUGCAGGUUAUCCUCUUCUUCUUCGCUGGGAUCCGCAGCUACAGUGUCUCGUCUGUUGUCAAGGCCCUCCUCUGGUUGGUGUAUCUGCUUGCUGAUGUCGUUGCGACAUACGCUCUGGGGCACAUUUCCUCGUCCUUGUCGAAGAAAUCGUCCGGCCAGAAUCAGCUGGUGGCGUUCUGGGCGCCGUUCCUCCUGCUGCACCUCGGCGGCCAGGAUACCAUCACCGCUUAUGCCCUGGAGGACAAUGAACUCUGGCGGCGCCACCUGUUAAAUAUGUUGGUGCAGGUCGCCGGCACUGCGUAUGUGCUCUACAAGUACAUCAAUUCAGGGGAGGCGACCUUUGUCCGCGCCGCUAUGUAG